AUGCUGGCCAAGUACGAGCGGCUGCUGGCGCGCCGUCCGAUAGCAGUCAAAGCGGCGACAGGGACUUUGCUCGCAGCGACAGGCGAUGCGACUGCGCAGCACCUCGAGGGACGCGGUUCUUACGAUUUGCGGCGCGGCCUCGCGUUCACCUCGCUAGGCGGUAUCUGGAACGGCCCUUGCAUGCACCACAUAUUCCAGAGGCUCGAGUCGAUCUUGCCGCAAUCUGGUGGCCUUCGCACGCUCGUGCCGAAGAUGUGUUUCACGCAGCUCAUCAUGAACCCUUUCGUGUAUUUGCCGCUCUUCUACACGUGGACGGGCGUCGUCCUCGGCCGAACGUUGACACGGACGCUGGAGAAGGCAAAGCGUGAGUAUUGGGUGACGCUGAAGGCGACGUGGCUUUUAUUCAUUCCGUUCAACGUCGUCAACUUCAGCUUCGUGCCGGUCCGGCACCAGGCCGUCGCGUUGACCGGCUUCUCCUUUGUGUACAGCACCACUCUAUCCGCCAUCGCAAACGCGGAGCACUCCGGAGGCGGCUGGGUGCUCGACCUUCUGCUCGGCACUCGCUCCCGUGCCCGCGCCGCAGACACCGAUGCGUCGACGAGGGAGCGCCUCCGUUCCGUGAGGACGGGAGGCGGUUGCUGA
This is a messenger RNA of Emiliania huxleyi CCMP1516, 642 nucleotides long. RefSeq lists its product as hypothetical. The record is from RefSeq and is a predicted model, not a curated record. Gene Ontology annotation, cellular component: membrane; cytoplasm. Bases 1 to 642 code for a protein of 213 amino acids. The transcript has a single exon. NCBI's taxonomy places the organism in Eukaryota, Haptophyta, Isochrysidales, Noelaerhabdaceae.